CAAAAUUUAAGAACGUUUCUUAGUGUUAGCUUAUCACUUAAGACUUAAGCAAAUAAUGUUUAGAAAUAAACAAUCGUACUUGAUAGAUUUAGACCUAGAUCUAGAACAACAGAAUGAAAGUUCAUGAUUAAUAAUUAAUACGAAAUGAUAAUCUAGAGUCUAGUUUUUUAUACGAUAGGACCACUUAAAUCAACUCAAUCAAGCAUUUGCCUACGUUACUAUUUUAAUUAUUAUUUUAAAUAAUUUUAUAGUAAUACCAUAACUACUAACUAGUCUAUUUUCUAAACCAUGGAACCAACCAAUUGGGGAACUGAAAUUGUUGUGGAAUUCCUGAGAGAUACAUUUGUGAAGUACCUGCAACCAGAAUAUAUUAAACAGAAAAGCUGCAUAAUCGAAAAAAAUUCUGAGGAAAUAUUUCUGUCAAAACUAAGUGACCGUGAGAAAUCUGUGGAGGAACUUUUUGUAUGGUUGUUAGACAGUGAGACAUACAAGGACAACAUCAAUCAUUUCAUAGCAGCUUUAAAAGAUUUUGCUGCUGAUCCAGAUUCUUGUGUGCUAGUAGAAAAAAAAGUGAAUGGUCCAAAUGAAUUGAAGGCUGCACCAGUUUGCUAUUAUUUGAGUUCCAUCAUUGACUUAAUAGAUGGAAGUUUGCUACAGAAAAUCAAACAAGAAGAUUUAUAUCAUGUACUUGAUGACAUGCAUAGUAAUAAUAUAAUCAAUGGUACUGCUCAUAAGCGUUGCAAAGCUAGAUGUGAUACUUCAGAAAGUCUUAUGGAAUUGAUUAAGUGUAACAAAACUGAGAAGAGUGAUUGGCCUUUUUUCUUCAUUAACUCACUGGUCCAGAAUCAACCUGGUCUUUUCAACUUGAGUUGUUGCAACAAACAUCAAUUUUGUUGUGAAUUUGAAAGCUAUGAGCCAAAGCGAUAUUCUAAACCCAAAAGUGUAGCAAGUGACUUUUCAAGCAUUAGUGCUGCUUCAAACAAACAUUCAACAACACCAAAAGAAUGUUCAACUACUGCAGCCUCAUUAUCUAGUCACCACGGUGGACAGUUUGAUAUACCAGAAUCUGAAGUAUCAAGAGAGUUUUCUGAUGCCAAAAGAAUUUCUGAAAAUUACUAUAAAGUUGAAUUAACAGCUGCUGAGCUAAAUAAACCAAUUACAAAGAGAAUUUUAAAGAAUAAGGUUAUUGACUCCAGACAUAUUGAAGAAGUGAAGGACAAUUACAUGAGUUAUGGAGAAAGUGCUUGCUGUUCAGAUGAAAAUGAUGAUGAAGAUAAAAAAAGCACAUACAGUGCAGAUAAAGAAAACCGAGUUGUUCCAUUAUCUACUGAUUCUGCAGUGCUAAAAACACAUCGUCCACCACCUAGUGUCAAAACAUCUUGUUUUUCGAGUGUACCAGGUGAUUCAGCACCACAGUUACAAGGUUUAGAAUUUGAUAGUACAGAAGAGAUCUUGGAGGAUACUUAUGACAUACUUACUGAUGGUGAAGAAUUACCAGCCAUAAGAAAAACAGGUAUAAAUUAUCAAGACUUAGUCUUGCGAAACUACCAAGAAGAGUUAGCUGAAAAAGCUUUGGAAGGAUUUAACACAGUUAUAUGUGCUCCCACUGGCUCUGGAAAGACUUUAGUGGCAGCAUACAUAAUUUUUGAGCAUUUAAAAAAAGGUACCUCUGAUACUAAUAGCAAAAUAAGAGUAGCUUUCCUGGCUAGAACUGUUCCAUUGGCUACACAGCAAUAUAAAUUUUUGAACGGGUAUCUCCCAAAAGCUUACAAGAUUGAGCUCAUCACAGGAAGGAGUAAUGAUACCAUGAGUCUUAAGAGCAUUCUGAAAGAUAACAAUGUUAUUGUGAUGACACCAAUGAUUCUGCAGAAUAAUAUAAAAAACAAACAUUUCCGCCUUAGCAAAUUCACUUUGUUAGUAUUUGACGAAUGCCACCACACACGAAAAGAUGAGCCAUACAACGAGGUCAUGUUUUCUUAUAUCAGUAUUAAAGUUAGAGGCACUGAAAAACAGAGAAACCAUUUGCCACAGAUUGUUGGCCUGACAGCAUCAAUUGGUGUAGAGAAAGCAGUUGUGGAGAAACAGGCUGUGGAAAGUGUCAAAAGUGUCAUGGCUAACCUUGAUUCUCCAUAUUUGUCCACUGUUAAAAGAUUUUUGCAAGAAUUGCAAAGUGUGGUGCCUGUUCCAUUUGAAAGGUAUGAGCUUCUUGAAGAACUUGAUACAGAUGGAUGUGCAGUAAAAGUUUAUGAUAUAAUAGCGAAACUUGAGCAACACAUUAAAAAUCAUGCAUUAGAGUUGAAAAAUGAAAAAAUAACAAGGCUGGUAAAUGAUAUUCCUUCAAACAAAAAAAGCCAGGGUUACUGUCAGUGGAUAGUUAAACUAAAUAAAACAGCAAUGGCUGUUCCUAUCACUGAUCCAGACAGAGAAACAAAUAUGGAUGUGAGAUCAAUCAUAAUAAUCACUCACUAUUUAAAGCACUACAACUUUGCUUUGGAGACCCAUGACCUUGUGGAGCUGAGAGAUGUAAUGGCAUACCUAGAAAAUUGCUUUAAAGAUUUUCAACGCUUUCCCCAAAACCCAAGUGAAGAAAAAAUUUUCUAUGGAUAUUUUCAAAAUUUAAAAGCAGUGGUUGCUAAAAGACAAGAUGUGGAAAACCCUAAUCUUUUAGUCUUAGCCCGGACAUUAGAGGAAUACUUGUUAACCAAGGGUGAAAACAGUGAAAAAUCUCGGGGUAUCAUAUUUGUGCGAACACGAGCCUUGGCAGAGGCUGUUGUAUCCUGGAUAAAAAGAGGUGAAAUGAAAUUCCUGAAUCCUUCAGUGUUCACUGGAACCAAUGCUAGUGAGGAGCAAGGAGGAAUGUCUCAGCUACAACAGCAAAAUGCUAUUGAAAAGUUUGCAAGUGGUGAGGUUAGACUGUUGGUAGCAACUUCUGUUGCUGAGGAAGGUCUUGACAUCCCUGAAUGUAACCUAGUCAUAAAGUAUAACCAUGUUGGCAAUGAAGUCACUACUGUGCAGACAAGGGGGAGAAGUAGAAAACAAGGUGGUGUCUCUGUCCUUUUAGCUACACAGAGUAUUCUGAACAGAGAGAAAAAUAACCAAGAAAGGAUGAAGUUGAUGAACAAAGCAAUUAAAGCUAUUGCUGAAAUGAAAGAAUCUGACAUCAUUGAGUUCAUCAAUACUUAUCAGUUAAAAGUCAUUGAAGAGGCAGAGAUUGAAGAAGAACUUAAGAAAAAAAGGAAAGUUGAAUCAAAAAGUGAGGUUUUUAAAAUGGUGUGCUCACGUUGCAGAAAAGUUGGAGUUAAUAAUACAAAAUUGAGAACUAUCUUUGAAAAGUAUAGAAUUUCUAUUGACAGGGACUUGGUGAAUAGUGGGAAAAUAAAAAUUGUUGAAAGAAGAAGUGGACAAAUAAUGGAUGAAAUUGAAUUCCUAGGACCUGUAUAUUGUCAAGGAGAGCCAAACUCAGGAAAAGUUUGUGGAAAUCCUUUGGGUCAAAUGAUCAAGUAUGAAAAAGUUCAUUACUUUGCUGUUGGCAUAAAGAAUUUUGGAUUUUACUUGGGUGACAAUCAAGAUUUGCGUCUGUUUAAGAAAUGGAAGCAAGUGCCAUAUGUUAUAGAGGAACUCACCUUGGAUGAUACUAAAAACUACCUUUUGGAAAGAGAGGAUAACUUUACAAAUGAUAUCAGUGAUGACUCUGAUAGCAGUGACAGUGAUGAUGGCUCAAAUCAAGGAGCUUAUGCUCCACCCAUAAAAAAACACACACUGAAUGUUGAGGCUUCUUUAGUAGAAGAUGCUGUUCACAUAACACAAGUUAAAACAGUUUAUUCAAAUACAGAGAUACACUUUGCCAAAAGCAUCAAUAGGCCAGAAAAUGAGGCACCUCAAGGAUUUCAAGAUUGUUUUGACACAAGCACAUUGUCUUCCAUUAGUGGCCCUAUUCACUUGCUUGACUCAUCCAGUUCAAUAGCAACAGCAGAAUAUAGUAGCGAGAGCACUAAUUUGUCUGAACAUUUUUAAUACAAAUAAAAUUCUGCAAUUUUAAAAACUGUGGCAAAACAAUUUCCAAGUAAAAUUAAUGUAUAUACUAAAUUUAAAAAAAAAAUAAAAAGACUUUAGUCAUUAUGAAAUAUGCUCAUAUUUUAUUUCAAAUUUGGAAAAAAAAUCAUGCUGCAUAAGUGUAAAACAAAAUCAAAUAAAUUAUCAAAAAUAAAAACAAUUAACGAUGUUUGAAACUUGCAAAGCACAAAAUGUUUCUAAAAUUAUCUUUCUAAAUUCAAUUUAAUGGCUAUAGAAUGGUAAACACAUAAACAUAUCCAAAUAAUAUAGUAAAACAAGUAACUUUUUAGUGUUAUCUUUGUUAAAAAUAAUUGGAAAAAACUGAAUUUGGGUAUUUUUAUGAUUUAUACAAACACAAACUUAAAUUAUAUAAGUGUUUAAAAUAGAUAUGAUGUAAUGUUAAUGUUAAUUUAUGUGUUUAAUAAUUAAAUAAAUGCAUUUUUUGUAUAGAUAAAUGUUCUUAAACUUCUCAUGACAAUUAUUUUAAUUAUCCUGGUGAUAUUUGCUUCCUGAGAUAAAAAUCUAUGCUGUGGCUUAAAACUGUUUUUAACAAAACCAUUGCUUUCUUAAAUAUCUUUUUUUGAUGCUUUUGUACAGUACUUUAUAUUUUAUCAUCUCUACUACUUUAAGAAAAGGUCUAUUAAUAGUAUCACUCUUUUAUAUACUAUUAUUUUAAAAAUAAAGUGGAUAACUUUUAAAAUUGUAGCUACACUGUUGUGUUUUUUAUUGUUUCAAUGAAGUUUUAAAAGUUCUGGUUAGGGAUUAUAGUUGAAAAAUACUUCAAAAGCUUUAAUUUAUGUUUUACCUUUGAAUGUUGAUUAUGCUAUUUAUAUUUUAAUGUAUUUAUUAACAAAAUGGUUGUAUUAUACCUGGCAUUCAACGUACACAUAUGAUUAGUAUUUAGUAUAAGAAUGUUAGUGCUUGUUUGUAUACUGUGACUGUGUAACAAAAAGACUAUUCAAAAUGGUGAUUAAAUUAUAAACUUGGUGCCUUA
This is a messenger RNA of Physella acuta, 5047 nucleotides long. RefSeq names its product antiviral innate immune response receptor RIG-I. NCBI's taxonomy places the organism in Eukaryota, Metazoa, Mollusca, Gastropoda, Physidae. Gene Ontology annotation, molecular function: nucleic acid binding; ATP binding. The record is from RefSeq and is a predicted model, not a curated record. Gene Ontology annotation, cellular component: cytoplasm.